GAUUGGUUUAAUUAAUUAAUUAAUUAAUUACCCACAUAUAAUAUAACAUGAUUAUCCCAAUCUGGAUAAUCAUCAGUCUUCCUUUUUUCUCUCUCUAAAAAAAGAUUCAUACUGUUCUUUUGUACUACUCUUCCACCAACUCCUCAAGACCCUCUCUCUCUCUAGCAUUUUGUUUCUCUCUCCUCUCUCUCUCUCUGCAAAAAUGAGAAAUCCCUAGUCCAAGUUGAAAUCUUUCUGGGAUUUUUUUACUACACUCUCUCAGUAAAAAUCUUAUCUUUCUUCUUCUUCUUCUUUUUUUUUUCACCAUGGAUACAUACGAGGCAACGAACAUAGUUAUGUCGAGAAUCCAGAGCUUGGAGCCGGAAAACGCGUCGAGAAUCAUGGGUUAUAUACUGAUACAGGACCAAGGUGAGAAGGAGAUUAUCCGUUUAGCUUUUUGCCCCGAACCCGUUUUGCUCUCCUACAUCAAGCAAGCCCAGACCCGGUUGGGUCUCCAUUCCAACGGUUCGAACCCCCCGCCGGCUCCUCUCUCGUACUCCGUCCGGCCGAACAACCCGUUCCCGCAGAUUUCGCCGAGAUCGAUUGUGAUACCCAACAAUGGCGGUUUCCAUAUGAGCAACCCGUCUUCGCCCGCCGGAGGGGCUGUGUUUCAGAGGAGCCGGACGGCAGCCUGCAGCAGCAGGCCUGUUGUUGUUUCGGGUUCGCCGUCGGGUUUGCAUUUCUACGGCGGCGAUGAUUUCGAGGUGGACCAGCUGCCGUUUCUUGACGACGACCAGGGGUUGGAUCCGGUGAUGAAUGAUUCCAUGGGUUUCGGUUACGGUGAGGAUAUGGGCGGCGGCGGCGUUCAUUCACCCCACCACAACCCGUUUCACCGGAGGAGCUGUUCGGUGAACGAUGCUGCAUUUCUCGAAGACGGCGGCGGCGGCGGAGGGUUUGGGUGGCGGCCUUGCAUGUACUUUGCCAAGGGUUUCUGCAAGAAUGGCGGUAAUUGCAAGUUCUUGCACCACGGCGACGAACCGAUUGAACUAGGGUCUCCGAGCAACAAUGGUGCUUCUGGGUUUGAUGAAUUGUUGAGGAUGAAAGCUCUCCAGCAGCAGAGGUUUGCGGUCAUGGCGGCGGCGGCCGCCGCCGGCGGUGGUGGUGGUCACCAUCCUUUUGCUUACAACAAGUGCAUGGAUUCUCUUAACGAAAAUCCCAGGAACGACUAUUCGUCACUGAUGGGAUUCGGUGCUUCGAGCUCGAGCGCCCGUCAAAUUUACUUGACGUUUCCUGCAGACAGUACGUUCAAGGAAGAAGAUGUUUCUAAUUACUUUGGCAUGUUUGGACCAGUUCAAGAUGUUAGAAUACCAUAUCAGCAGAAAAGAAUGUUUGGGUUUGUGACGUUUGUCUACGCCGAGACAGUUAAGGCCAUUUUAGCAAAAGGGAACCCUCAUUUUGUGUGCGAUUCUCGUGUGCUCGUCAAACCGUACAAAGAGAAAGGAAAAGUCCGCGACAAGAGACAACACCAUCAUCAACAAUCGGAGAGGGGAGAGUAUUCGGCUUGUUUAAGCCCUUCUGGAGAAAACUUUGAUCUCUCGUUUGGAUCUAGAAUGUUGAUGAGCCCGCAAGAAAUGAUGCUGAGGAGAAAAUUGGAGCAAGAGGCAGAAUUGCAGCAUGCCAUCGAACUUCAAGGCCGAAGAAUGAUGAAUUUACAACUAAUGGACUUGAAAAAUAAUGAUAAUCUCGGUUAUCAUAAUUAUCCUCGAAGAUUCCCAGCUGGCAUCCCGUUUUCGUCCUCCCCCACACAGUCUCAGUUUCUGAUCAAUCAAAAUGUCACGACGUCCUCCGAUUCCAUCAAUCAAGAACAUCCGGAAGAAUUUGAUAACGGUGAAAAACGAGGCGAUGAGAAGUCGGGGCUGGAAAGUAGUGAAUCUAACACUAACGAUAUUAACGCCGAUGACUCCGAUACCCAUGAAAGGUUGGAGCACAGCCUCCCCGAGAAUCUAUUUGCUUCUCCAUCGAAACCAGCAGCUGAUAAUAGUACUACAUCCUCUAACGAAACUCCUCUUCUGUCGAACAGUUCUCCACUCACCAUCGCUUCUCUCAAAUCGUGUUACUUGCAAUUACCUCGGUUUUCUUCAGGGCAAGAAGCCAUUGAAAUGUAGCAACUCACCAUGGCUAGCAGACAGCAAAAUUAACUUUAGCUUGAAAAUGUGUAGCAUAUACAAAGGGGAAGUAAGAAAAAAAGUGAUAUAGUAAGCUGUAUGGCUGAAAAUCAUAGGAGAAAAACAGAAAAAGAUAUGUAAUGAAUUAAUAUUUGAUCAUCAUCAAGAAAUACUAUAUUAGUUAUUAUUACAGCAGCACAUAGUGAAUGUGUAGUAGAAAGGACAGAGAGUGGGGUAGUAAUAGUAUCUCUCUUUUUUCAUUAUUAUUUGUACUCUCUCUUUCUUUAGUUGUGUGCUGUAAUCACAAACAACAGUGUUAUAGUAUUAACUAUUUUUUACUUUUUGCUAUAAUUAAUAUAAUGGAAAUUAGCAGAUUUUCUACUA
This is a messenger RNA of Erythranthe guttata (spotted monkey flower), 2528 nucleotides long. Its product is annotated as zinc finger CCCH domain-containing protein 53. Lineage: Eukaryota; Viridiplantae; Streptophyta; Magnoliopsida; Lamiales; Phrymaceae. The record is from RefSeq and is a predicted model, not a curated record. Gene Ontology annotation, molecular function: metal ion binding; RNA binding.